AUGAUCCAGGCCUGGCGACUUUGCUGUGAGCCCUCACGUUGCACGAGUAUCUGCAGGGAGAUCCUCACCUGCAGGGACAGGGAGAGGGUGACAACAGCAGCCCCUUUGGCUGCUCUUCACCUCCCUCCCAGCUCCCAGCAGACGCUACCUGCGCRCAUUGGCCUCUCAUUAGAAGCCAAUUCUGCAAACAGCUCUGUCACACUUGUGACAUUACUGUGUGCCAUUUACCCACACAAACACUGCUCCCUUUCUUGCUCUCUUUUUAUUUAGAUAUUAAGAAGAGCAGACAAGAAUGAUGAUGGCAAACUAUCCUUCRAUGAAUUCAAAGCUUACUUUGCCCRUGGAGUUCAGGGUGCAGAAGAACUGCAUGAACUUUUCCAUGGCAUCAAUACGCACAAAACUGACAAUCUUGGCACAGAAGAGCUCUGUGACUAUUUUUCCCAGCAAUUAGGAGAGUUCGGAAAUGUUCUGUGUGUCUUGGAAGACUUAAACAUCACUGUACUGAAGGCAAUGGACAAAACAAAACAAGACCCAGCAAAACCAGAAGCCCUCUUGGUCCAAUGGCCAGAAAAAUAUUCAGCUCGAAGGCUUCUAAGAAACAACAGCCAAUUUGGCAAUAUGUUGCCAAACUGCCCUCAUUUUAACACAGGGUGGACUGAAGAAGACAAUCAGUGGAUAAUCCAGAUAAACAGACUCCAAAAGCUGAUUGACAGACUGGAAAAGGAGGACCUAAAGCUCGAACCAUUUGAAGAAGUUUUAGAAGAAAACGCAAGAUCUCACAUCCUGAUUGUUCGGCACCAAAUAUCCGUGCUGGAAGAAGACACAGAGGCGCUGCGGCCUGCUCUGACGCAGUAGGUGGAACAUGCUUGUGUCCAGGGUGGCUGCUUGCAUGUUUCCAUACAGAAGCUUUCAAAUGACUCCUGCUUCAUUGUAUAUGAGUUGUGGGAGAGCAGCAACACCUGGAAUAGCCACCUUCAAGCAAAUUACAGCAAAUCAUUCCAAAGAAAUAACGUGGACUUCUUGGAAACUCCAGAGCUCAUGAAAACAAUGCUAGUUCCUGCAUCGUGGUGGGUCCUCAAGGGCAACUAG
Nothoprocta perdicaria is the source of this 1089-nucleotide messenger RNA. RefSeq names its product N-terminal EF-hand calcium binding protein 1 (gene NECAB1). The record is from RefSeq and is a predicted model, not a curated record. Gene Ontology annotation, biological process: regulation of amyloid precursor protein biosynthetic process. The transcript has 12 exons. Gene Ontology annotation, molecular function: calcium ion binding. Lineage: Eukaryota; Metazoa; Chordata; Aves; Tinamiformes; Tinamidae. Gene Ontology annotation, cellular component: cytoplasm.